AUGCCAAGAACCUCGUCCACAGCAAGUAAACCUGCUAAUAUUUCUAUCACGGGUUUGGUAAUCAAAUCAGCACCACCUGUUCUGCCAGUGAUAAGUCAAAGUGGCAAUUAUUCUAUCAAGGAUCGACUCCAAACCAUUUUUGGAAAUUUUGUUGGCGUCAAUUCGUCUAAUCCCAAUGGAACUAAGGAAAUAACCUCCACGCAACAAUCGACAACUCUGAAUAUCUCGACAUCAAGAAUUUCAACUAUUUUGACCACGUCAUCAUCUUCUGCAAAACCGAACAUUACGACAACUUCCACCAUCUACAGUCCAACUUCUUCCAAGAACAUCUUGAACUUAACAGCUGCUGCUUCAACCUCUAAGCCUUCUGCCAAGCCAAAUCAACCUGUAAAAGUCACAACAAACAAUUUAUCCCUUACCAGUAUGGCUAAGGUAUUUCGUUCGCAGCUGCCAGCAUCCGAGGAGCCAGUUGAUGUUCGUCGAAUGCCGGAGAAAAUGCUUAACCCAAGCGUCAAAAGAGAAGCUAACCGUGCAGAGAGCAGUGGUCAAGAGGAAGUUGUCUACGAUCUGACGGAAGAGAAAUCCAACUUCAAGCUGGAAAGACCUGAUACAGCAGCCAGGGAGGUAAAUGCUGUUCAAGAGCCUAUAAAACCAGAACUAAAUCCUGUUCGAUCUAUUGUUGUUGAUCCGAUCAAGCCUGUAAACAUGUAG
Molecule: messenger RNA, 711 nt
Organism: Strongylus vulgaris
Lineage: Eukaryota; Metazoa; Nematoda; Chromadorea; Rhabditida; Strongylidae
Source: the annotation of a GenBank genome assembly